This is a messenger RNA of Suillus discolor, 1740 nucleotides long. RefSeq lists its product as uncharacterized. Bases 1 to 1740 code for a protein of 579 amino acids. The record is from RefSeq and is a predicted model, not a curated record. Lineage: Eukaryota; Fungi; Basidiomycota; Agaricomycetes; Boletales; Suillaceae. Gene Ontology annotation, molecular function: protein binding. The transcript is spliced from 3 exons.
AUGUCUGACCUUGAUGAGUCCAUUGAGUUGGACCGGGAUGCAUUACUCCUCCGUCCCCCCGGUCAUUUAUAUCGAUACAAGUCUCUCAACAAUCUCGCACUCAGCCUUCAAGACAGAUUCAAGCAGGGUGGGAUCAUGUCUGACCUUGAUCAGUCCAUUGAGCUGCAUCGGGAUGCAUUACUUCUCUGUCCUCCUGGUCAUUCAGAUCGAUCCAUGUCUCUGAACAAUCUUGCACUCAGCCUUCGAGACAGAUUCAUGCAGCAUGGGAUCAUGUCUGACCUUGAUGAGUCCAUCAAGCUGCAUCGAGAUGCAUUACUCCUCCGCCCCCCUGCAUUUAGCUUGUAUUCUCAACUCUCCCAACUAUCACAUGCAGCAUCUCGCUCAGAUCUUUGUGUUGCUAAAUCAUGGGUGGCCUUUGCUGACACCCUCGAUCAUGCCUCUGCAUUGCUUGCCUAUCAGACUGCACUGAAAUUCCUGGAUCAGCAAGUUGCUCUCUUGUCAUCUUCUUCGCAUCAUUUCGACGUCAUCAGGGAGGCUGUUUUUUCCCUUGCCACAGAUGCUUUUUCAUGCAGUGUUCGUCAUCGUGCGCUGAUGACCGCGGUGGAGCUGGUGGAGCAAGGUCGUGCAGUGUUCUGGACCCAGUUGGCAUGCUUCAGCACACCACUGGAUGAACUUUCUGUUUCAGGUGACACCGCCACGGCCUUGGCAGAUGAGUUCAGAUGGUUGAGUUUUCGCCUUCGUGAUGCGUUCGACCAGUCUACUGAAGACCAGUCCCCGCAAAUCCGGCAACUGACCAUGCAAUGGGAUGAUGUCGUUUCACGGAUCUGCAUGCUUCCCACCUUUUCUUGGUUUCUCCUUCCCCCCCUUUUCUCCGACCUCCAGAAGGCAGCUGAAGAUGGUCCUGUCAUCAUUGUCAAUGCUAGUCAGUACCGCUGCGACGCCUUGAUCAUCCUGAGCGAUGAAGAUCCCGUCCACGUUCCAAUUGAUAUCACGCAGACCGAAGUUGCUGAUUUGUCCUCCGAGUUCCAGUCCCUUUCAAAACAAUUUGGUUCUCUUGAUGUUCAACUCAAGCUUGUCAGCAUCCUUCAUAAACUUUGGCAUGGCGUCAUUGGCCCUGUAGUGCAAGCCCUUAGGGUAUCAAAUAUUUGCCGUGGUUCGCGUAUCUGGUGGUGUCCCACUGCUGAGUUCAUGCUGCUUCCUCUACAUGCAGCAGGAGCUUACGAGAAGAAGAGAGAUAGUUUGUCUCACAUCUAUAUCUCCUCAUACACCCCCACUUUGGCGACUCUUGUUCAUGCGAGACGGCAGGUUUCACAAGAUGGCUCCCCUCAACAUUUUGUUGCCAUUGGUCAAGGCCACCCCGAUGGAGGGAAGCCACUUGAAUGUGUAGCUCCCGAAGUGGCCGUUAUCGCCGAGCGUCUCGCGCCUGUUGUGUCGUCCUUCACGCGGCUCGAGGACAGUGAUGCAACAGUCAUGGGUGAUGAGAAGAGUCCCGAUGAAUCGAUCCAUCUCGCUGCUGCAAUGCAAUUCUCUGGGUUUCGCAGUGUGAUUGGUUCCAUGUGGUCUGUCGAUGAUGAGGUCGCACAGGAGGUUGUGUCUGGUUUUUAUGACAACCUGAUAGAUGAUUCAGGGAGAUUGGACUGCACGCGCGCUGCAACGGCAUUGCACAAUGCUUUGAAGAAAUUGCAGCGCAGUGAUAUUCCACUAGAACAGCAGAUUGUAUUUGUUCACUUAGGUGUAUAG